Molecule: messenger RNA, 1758 nt
Organism: Microbotryum saponariae
Lineage: Eukaryota; Fungi; Basidiomycota; Microbotryomycetes; Microbotryales; Microbotryaceae
Source: the annotation of a GenBank genome assembly
AUGGCUGAUCAUAGCGCAGCAUACGAUGUGGGAUCGGCGACCUCAACUGUUUAUAAUGACGCCCACACGACUGUUCGGAAAACCCAGCACGUCAGUGCUAAAGGUGAGCACACUCGGCUUAGGCUCCUCUCCGGGCUCAGGCUGUCUCCGUCCGCUGCAGCUGGCGGCGAUCCCUUCGUGCGACUAGUCGCGACAGCGACAGAGCAAAUAAAGGCACUUAUCGUCUGGCUCUCGUCGUUAGAAUGGGAUUGAACUGACAAACUUAUCGCAUAAUAUCUAACAGAUUUGUUUCGAUCACUGAGUUGGGGGGACCGAUUACUCGCGCCCGCGGUCCUCGGGGCGAUGAUUCUUGGAGUUGGGUUGGGCAACGCCAUUCCCGAAGCAAAGCUUUCGCGGGUGUUCGAUGCUGGCAGUCCUGGUUCGACCGCAUCUUGGCAAGGCGUUUCCAUCCGUGAGUCCCCUCGAUUGGCAUUUCGACAUUUGAAGAGUAAUUACCGAUUGGUCUCGGCCACAUUUCCGGUCGAAACAGCCCUCAUGAUCGGUCUCUUGGUCAUGAUUUGGCCGGCGAUGAGCAAAGUGCAGUGGGAAGCAAUUCCGGAUCUGUUUCGUUCCCGGUCGAUCUACAUCCACCUCGGCAUCUCGCUCGUUCUCAACUGGAUCGUGGCGCCCUUCGUCAUGGCCGCGUGCGCGUGGAUCGCGCUGCCAGAGGCGAGCUUGGAUCGGGAACGAAGAGGGGUUCUGCUCGUCGGGGUCGCUCGCUGCAUCGCCAUGGUCAUCAUUUGGACCGGUAUCGCGCAAGGCGAUACUGACUACUGCGCCAUCUUGGUCGUCGCAAACUCGCUGCUGCAGAUCGUCCUCUUCAGCCCUUACGCCGUGCUCUUCUGCAACUACCUCGGUGUGCGAGCUGGAAGUGAUCUUGGCCCCCUCAAGCUCGCCUACAGUCAGGUCGCCAAAAGUGUUGGAAUCUAUCUCGGCAUCCCCCUCGCAGCGGGUGCGGUAACGCGUGCGCUCGUGCUCCUCACACUGAGACCGAAAGCCCGAGCCCGCUUCUUCAACUACUUCGGUCCCCUCGGCGAGAUCGGACUGCUCUACGUCAUCAUUGUCUUGUUCACGAACCAAGGCCGAGCCAUCAUUCACAAUAUCGGCACCGUUGUUCGCAUCUGCGUUCCGUAAGUGCCUCGUUCCCACCCGAUCUUGGCGUGUCUCACUCCCUAUCCCCUAUCUCAGUCUCGUGGGUCCGGGUCUCGCUCUUUUGCGUUGCCAAACAAGAGACUUAAGUGGACGUCAACUGACACGGCACCCCGACUUCUUCCGUGGCCCAGGUUGAUCAUGUACUUCACCAUCGUUUGGACCGUCACGUUCUAUUCCUUCUACAAGUUCUCUCGCUCGAAGUACGGUGCCAUUGCUGGUGGAUACGAGAAAGCCGUCACACAGGCUUUCACUGCUGGGUCCAACAACUUCGAAAUCGCAAUUGCAAUCGCAGUCGCAUCCUUCGGAGGGGAAGUACCAGAGACGUUGGCGGCGACGCUCGGGCCGCUGAUAGAGGUACCUGUCUUGUUAUGCCUGUCUUAUGUCGCGCUCUACCUCCGUGAUCGGAUGGAUUGGGCCUUGGACGCCGCGGUUAACAACGCGAUCGUUGGCGGCCACCACUCGGAUGCUGAAGCUCGCAUAGGAAGGCUGGCAAGCGAGAAAAUGGAGCUAGGGUCCGCGCGGAACGAAGGGGUGAACCAGUGUAGAAGAUUCGGUGUAGCUGUCUGA